This is a messenger RNA of Babjeviella inositovora NRRL Y-12698, 789 nucleotides long. RefSeq lists its product as uncharacterized. The transcript is spliced from 2 exons. Bases 1 to 789 code for a protein of 262 amino acids. NCBI's taxonomy places the organism in Eukaryota, Fungi, Ascomycota, Pichiomycetes, Serinales. The record is from RefSeq and is a predicted model, not a curated record.
AUGCCUGAAUUCAAGAAGAUUUCCCGCGCAGACCUAUACAAUUCCGAGUCAGGAUCAGAGCACUGCAACAGCGAGGAUAAGUUCGUGUUACCAAAGAUAGAAUUUGAGUUUGUCGAAACCAAUGUGGAAGAAUCUCUCACUUCGCAAGCUGUCGUCGAAGAAAACCUGGAUGUGGAGGAAGAAAACGGCGAAUUCGACUUUCCUCUUUUUGCUCCCUCCACGGCACCAAAGGAAUCCAAAGCCGAAGAUGGCUUAGAAGAGAGAGGAAGAGCAAAGGUUCAGAAGAUUACGCUAAGAGAGCAUUCUGUCGAUGUGGUUAUCAACGAGAGGCCUACUUCCUAUUACAGGGCCAUAUACACAGAAAGCGAUAAGGACAGUUUCGCCAAUGUUGCCGUUUCAGGUGAGCAAAUCUUCACCUCUUCCGCAGUUGCUUAUCCGGACCCAUGUCCCUGGAAAAUUCUUGAUUUGUUAGCCUUCAAUGCUAACGUUGAAAAGGAACUGAAGAGGAGGCUAAAUUCUAAGCGAAUUAGCAGACCAGGGCAGAAGAAGAGAGCGGGCAUAAUCCAGUCGAAAGAGAGAAAAGCCCAGAGGGUUAAAUUUGCGAAAGAAGUCGCUAAGCUUGAGCUAGAAAAGUUGCAAAAGAAGAUCAACCGUAAGAGAGGCGGUAAAAAGCAUAAGAGGACUGGGGGCGCGCCUAUUGCGAAGAGUGCUGUAAAGCCGAAGGGUAAAGCUUCCGGGAAGCCAAAAGCUUCUGAUCCGGCAAAGCCAAAAUACAGAACUCAAGCCUAG